Molecule: messenger RNA, 2485 nt
Organism: Trichobilharzia regenti
Lineage: Eukaryota; Metazoa; Platyhelminthes; Trematoda; Strigeidida; Schistosomatidae
Source: the annotation of a GenBank genome assembly
UUUGGGCUUAAUUUUACUCUGGUUAGUUCAUGUAAACGUUACCAGUUGUCCGGGCUGCGUUUGUAAUUACAGUUGAGAGGUGAACAUGCAGAAUGAUAGAUUGUUAGCUCAUACACUCGUAUUAUCAUCAGUUUCAUCUCCAUGUGGAAAUUUUUUAAUUUUUGGAACAAAUACCCAAAAAUUACUCAUUUAUUCAUUAUGCUCAUUGUCUUGUGGUAGAUGCACAAAUCGAAGGAAAACCACAGUGUAUAAUCAAUGUUAAGAAAGCAAAAUCUAUUUAUUCAUUAUGCUUUGCUAAAGAUUAUGUAUUUUGUGGAACAGUUGGUUUAAUUAUCAUAUACAAAUGGACUUCACCAACUGAUGGAUUUUUAAAGUAUUAUGACACAGUUCAUGUAACACCUUCAAAUAUGUAUACAACUAUUUCUGAAGUUACUGGCUUGACUUUUAACACGGAGAGUGAUACAUUAUUAGCAGCAUUGGGUGAUGGAACUAUUCAUACCUUUUCUGUUGGUUGUGAUAUCAGAGAGAAUUUAACACUUGUAGCACAUAAAACGACUAUUUACAAAAUAUGUAAUGUUGGUGUGCAUGAGUUUAGUACGUGCUCUGAAGACGGUACUGUUUGCUUCUGGGAUUAUAGAGUAUCAGCAAGUGGAAAUUUUAAAGCUUCAUCUAUAUUUAAACCUUAUCUAAUUGAUGGAUUGUCAAGACCUAAGCUUGGACCUUGGUUAACAGCAUUAUCAUGUAAACAGGGUGAAGAGGAUUGGUUUGUUACAGGUGGUGGUCCUCGACUUGCAUUAUGGAGUAGGCGUGCUGGAAGAAAUGUUUCUAUAUUACAUCCCGAAGGCGCAUCAUCUGCUUGGUAUGCACAGACUGUUGUAUUCCGUGAUAUGGAUAAUGAUUCACGUAUUCUAUCCGGUGGUAAUUCCAAUGUGCUGUAUAUGUGGGAUCAUAUGGGUAGCCUGUUAGCCUCACUCGAUUUAUACGAUCCACCGAAUUCACGAAUUAGUCAUAUUCUUGUUGUUGAUACAUUUAAUUUAUCUGAAUCAGUCGAAGCUUUAAAAGCGAAGUAUCAUUCGAAUUCUGCAUUUGUUGUUGGCGGAUGUGGACCAGUGAUACGAUUAGUUGCUAAUCUUGGUUACCCUCUUGGUGUACUGCAUUUAUCUUAAUCCUCUAUCACAGUUGUACUUAUAAAAAGUGUAUAUAUUUAUAAAAUGUUUUCAUAAUACAUACAUACGUACUUUAAAUUGUAUUCUUUUUUCUGUUUUGAGCAAAUAGCCUCAUUAUUCAUUCGUAUGUGUAAACGUUUUAGGCGCUGUGGUACAAUGUAAUUCCAUAUUAGAUAAGUUUAUUCCACGUAUGACAUAGUAAUGAUGCAGUAUUAACAACUGGAUGACAAGGUUUCCAACACAGCGGCAGUGUGCUCGCUGCCGACCACGCCUCACGUGGUCCGGGGUUUGAUCCCCGGCCACUGACUCACUCCUUCGCCUCCCUAAGCCAGUCAUAAAACUGGUAAAGAGGGAAGGUUGGGCAUGGGGUUAGCAACUCCAUGUUGUAAAAUUGAACACCGCUGCUACUGAAACUUCAAGUCUGUAGCUUGAAGCCACCCUAUGUUCCACUGGGGACGUGAAGGAGUUAAAAACAAAAUAAUUACAUCAGUUUAGUCACACGGAUUCACAAUUUGUUUUAUAUAUAUAUAUAUCUUCCCCCUUUCCGUCUCUUCAACUUCCCUUUCUUGUUUGUUGUCACUUUCCUUAUCUCCGGUAUAGGCGUCGCGUCACUGAUUAACCUCUAAAGCUUUGUUUAUCAACUCAACACUGCACAUGUGCAGUCGGAAAGAUGCAACACCUGUAACGGAUGUAUGGAAAGUGGCAACAUACAACACGAAGGAAAAUUGGAGAGACAGAAAAGGAGGAAAAAGAUUUAUAAAACAAGUUGUGACAACCACUGUGUGACUAAAAUUGAUAUGAUGAUUAUGAGCAGCAAUAAUUUAUACUUGAAACCUUGUCAUACAGUUGUUAAUACUGCAUCGUCACUUUGUGUGAUAUUUAAAAUUAGCUUAAGUAGAAUUGUCAAUAAUCCAGGAAUGAAAGUGGCAUUGAAACCCACAAACUCAAUUAGAAAAAAAACAAGGUGUAUCGGUUAAACGAUCCUGUGGAAGCAAUUAAACAAAACAAUUUAGUUUAUCUAAUGCCCUGCCUGUCAGGUCAAAUACAUAGGUCAGAGUAGUACGAAGGGAGGGGUCAGUCAGACUGCUAGAGCACAAAAUCCUACCAAAAAGUCUAGAUUAGUUGACCCGAAUAGGAUAAGAAAUCUGGAGAAUAGUCCAGCUGUAGCACCCACUACAUGCAAUUACUUUUUUAUUUUUAUUUUUGAUUACAGCUUGAUUCCAUACCGUAUUUUUGGUACAAGUAUGGAAUUUUCAGCAUGGACAUCGGUAGCCCAAAUUUUGCAGGCCGACCAUAGAUAAUAUCAGGUGUUCGUUGGC